Erinaceus europaeus (western European hedgehog) is the source of this 1236-nucleotide messenger RNA. It is a transcript of the gene ARV1, whose product is annotated as ARV1 homolog, fatty acid homeostasis modulator. Gene Ontology annotation, cellular component: cortical endoplasmic reticulum; Golgi apparatus. The transcript has 6 exons. Lineage: Eukaryota; Metazoa; Chordata; Mammalia; Eulipotyphla; Erinaceidae. The coding region runs from base 46 to 891 and encodes 281 amino acids. Gene Ontology annotation, biological process: regulation of plasma membrane sterol distribution; sterol metabolic process; sphingolipid metabolic process. The record is from RefSeq and is a predicted model, not a curated record.
CUCCCCGCCACUACAUCGGAAGUUCUGAGUUAAAGCUGUGUGGAAAUGGGCACUGGUGGGCGGAGUGGGCUUCGGUCUGGCAAGGGGAAUACGGAAGAGGUGGCAGGUGGCAGAGGGAACACAGAUGGGGUGCCGGCGAGUCUUUCUGUUGAUUUGACUCCCUGCCGGUACAGGUGCAUCGAAUGCAACCAAGAGUCCAACGAGCUAUACCGAGACUAUCACCACGGAGUACUGAAGAUAACCAUCUGUAAAUCCUGCCAGAAACCUGUAGACAAAUAUAUUGAAUAUGAUCCUGUAAUCAUCUUGAUUAAUGCUAUUCUAUGCAAAGCCCAGGCCUACAGACAUAUUCUUUUCAAUACUAAAAUAAAUAUGCAUGGAAAACUCUGCAUAUUUUGCUUGCUUUGUGAAGCGUAUCUGAGAUGGUGGCAGCUUCAAGAUUCAAACCAGAACAGCGAUCCUGAUGACUUUAUAAGAUAUGCCAAGGAGUGGGAUUUCUACAGAAUGUUUGCUAUUGCUUCUAUAGAGCAAGCUGCUUUUUUUAUUGGCAUUUUUGCUUUCCUGUGGGUAAAACAACCCAUGACAGAAAACAAAAAACCCAACUUCAUUUUGCUGCUGAAAGCACUGUUAUUAUCUAGCUACGGAAAACUUUUGCUGAUUCCAGCUGUGAUAUGGGAACAUGACUAUACACCCCUGUGCCUCAAACUCAUUAAAGUGUUUGUCCUUACAUCAAAUUUCCAGGCAAUUAGAGUAUCCCUAAACAUGAGCCGAAAGCUCUCCUUUUUAGCCAUUUUAAGUGGCUUACUGCUGGAAAGCACCAUGGUCUACUUAUUCCAGAGAAUGGAGUGGGAUGUUGGAAGUGAUUGUGCCAUCUAUAAGUUUCAAGAAUUUUAAAGAGGAGUCACCUUGGUCCAGCACACUUGGCCAAAAACACCAGGACAAAACCUGGCUCUGGGGCUGAGCACUCACCUGUGGUCUUAAAUUCAAGCUAAGAACCUAUUUUCAUUUGUGUUCUGCAAGCAAAUCAGACUAGCAUAUCAUCUGUCCUUGUCCUUCUCAUAGCAGGUGCUGCCUAUGCUGAUUUGACACCUGGCUUCAUCUUCUCUGCCCUGACAUUGUAGUCCUCUCUGUGUUGAUUUCUAAAUCGUUUUAGAAAUGCACUUGUGUUGUGUGAAUAUUUAUAAAGCAUCUUAAAUUGUUGCUGUUUUUAGAAUAAAGGUGGCAUAUAAGACAUACUAA